CUCAUCAUUCGUGCUGCCUUAGACCGCCUGUUGACUGUUGAGCUUGCUGAAUGAAGCUCCCUGUUGUCACACCAUUUGUUUGUCUCAAAUAUUGAUACUGCUGCUCUCGAGCUCAAGUCCAAAAGGAAUCGCCAGAGCCGGUGUUCCGGAAUCUUUAUUUACAGAGGUGGGGUGCUGUGCUCGUUCGAGAAGAGCUUUGUCUAUUAUCAAGUUACUGAAGCUUCAUAAAGCACGCACUGAAUCUCCCUCGUCUGGAAUUGCUCCAUAUAGGUAGAACGAAUCUCAAAUCUCAACCAACAUGGGCAAGCCACGGCUCAUCAUCAUCAUUCGACAUGCGCAGUCCGAAGGCAACAAGGACAAGACCAUUCAUCAGUCAGUCCCUGAUCACAAGGUUGGCCUCACUGCCGAAGGACAUCAACAAGCUCUCGAGGCUGGCGAGAAACUUCGUGCUCUACUCCGCAAUGAUGAUACUCUUCAUUUCUUCAUCUCGCCUUACCGCCGGACUCGAGAGACAACUGAAGGCAUAUUGAAUGGGUUGACAUCAAACGACCCUGUCCCGUCUCCAUUUCCCCGAUCAUCCAUCAAAGUCUACGAGGAGCCUCGCCUGAGAGAGCAGGACUUUGGGAAUUUCCAGCCGGGUACUGAAGAAACGGAACGACUGUGGAGGGAACGUGCCGACUACGGUCAUUUCUUCUAUCGAAUUCCAAACGGAGAGAGUGGAGCCGAUGUCUACGAUCGUGUUUCCUCCUUCAAUGGAUCUCUAUGGCGGCGAUUCUCAGAGAACGACAUGGCAAGCGUGGCCAUCCUCGUCACUCACGGACUGUGCAGCCGUGUAUUUCUCAUGGCCUGGUACCACUAUAGCGUCGAAUUCUUUGAGGACUUGCGGAACAUCAACCAUUGCGAAUUUCUGGUCAUGAAACAUGGCCCCAACGGACGCUACGUGCUUCAAAAUCAGCUACGGAGGUGGUCGGACCUUAGGAGGGAACGAGCCGCCAGGAAGCAAAGCAUUUCAACUAUUUCUCCGCCCGUAGAUCCUAUUCCAGUGAGACGCUGGGCCUCCAAAAGGACAGCACACGAUGCGUCUGGCAGCAGCUUUGCGCCCAGACCAACGCGGAAGAACACUGCCGAUAUGUUCAAGGACGAACCAGAGGCUGACGAAGAAUCGGCUGGAGCCAAAUCCCAAACCACCCUUGGAGUCAAAGCAAGGGAGAUGCCCCGCAGUAAGAGCAGAGACACCGCGACAUCUCGGCCUCGAUCGACCAGCAACCUUCGAACCUCGGUGAGCGCCAUGUCCUUGGACGGAGGUAUCAAAGCCAGCAACAAAAAGGGGUUCUUUAAGUCAUCUUACCUGGGCCGAGAUGGCGGAGGCUCGAGAUCUGGAGCGGCCUCACCAUUCGGAUCUGAUGCUGACGAUAGUCCGGAAGAAACACCUGAACCAGAGGUGGGGUCGGAGCAACAGACAGAGCUGGCAACCACUCCAGUGGCCAAGGCAAGAUAUCCCAGAUCUUUGGGAGCGGCUCUCCGUGGCGAGUUUGACGACCCUAACCGAGUUCUGGCCGAUGCUCUUGGUGACCAAAGUGAUGCCGAGGUGGAUGAGGUUGAUUUGGAGCUUGGAACGAAGGAACGAGAAGAAAAGGAACAGCGACAGAUUCUAGAGGACGAGAGACUCGAGAGACGACAAAGUUCCGUUGCAUACCGAUGAUUGAACAAGAGAUGAGACAAGCAUGAGUUGAAUGGCAUAGAUGUGGAGUUAGCAUGGAAGCAUAGAGAAGCGCAAUCAACAUAAAAC
Exophiala mesophila is the source of this 1789-nucleotide messenger RNA. RefSeq lists its product as uncharacterized. NCBI's taxonomy places the organism in Eukaryota, Fungi, Ascomycota, Eurotiomycetes, Chaetothyriales, Herpotrichiellaceae. The transcript has a single exon. The record is from RefSeq and is a predicted model, not a curated record. Gene Ontology annotation, molecular function: phosphatase activity. Bases 299 to 1702 code for a protein of 467 amino acids.